AUGGCUCAGGGUUCUGACAGCAAACACCAGUCCAAACGGGGGGCAGCAUCAGGUGCCAUCAGCUUGUCGGAGGUGAUUGAGAAUUGGGAGGCCUUUGUGACGGAUCUGCAGCUGAAGCCAUUGGAACGGAAGCGAGUAGAGAAAGACGUUGCAAGUGCGAGCAGCAACCUGCACUUUCAUCACCGGUUGUCGCAAGAAGUCACUGAUUGGCUUCAGGAGCUACACUUGAGCCACUACACCACGCCGCUGUUGCAGUGGUGUAAGGAGAAUGGCGCCUCCACCAUGGCUGAGCUCUGGCUCAGUUGGGAGAUCUUCGCGGAUCAGUUGCAGCUGAAACCCUUCGAGCGGAAACGCAUGGAGCGGGACGUUGCAUCAAGGCCCACAGGGCCCACAGCAUCACCUGUCGCUUCAAGGCCGGCGGCGCCGGUCGCGGAUCGGGUGUUUGGACCCCCGGAGGAUCCGCGGAUGUAUCAGCUGAUUGAAGAGAUUGGCUUCGGGGUGACCUCAAAAGUCUGGAAGUGUUGCCGGGGGAAGGACAUCUAUGCGGUGAAGGUCAUUAGCCUGAAACGCUUGCGACACCAACCGGGCUUCACGCGGAUGAACGACAGGCUGCACCAAGAGAUUGAGAUCCUUCUCUCUUUGAAGCACGAGCACAUUGUGAAGCUGGUGGACGUGGUGGAAGAAGAAGACUGUCUUUACCUCGUGAUGGAGCUCAUCAGUGGAGGUGAACUGGGGGAAUGGAUUGUGAAGAAGGGCGUUUUCGAUGAGCUUUCGGCACGUCAUGUCUUCAUGCAGAUUGCACAAGGGUUGGCAUACAUCCACAGCAAGGGUAUCAUCCAUCGGGACCUGAAACCCGACAAUAUUCUGGUAGACAAGUUGUCCGUAAAGCUUUCGGACUUUGGGCACUCGCGGCUGAUGAACGACGGCUCGAGCGUUCCUGGUUUGCAACGGCGCCUCACGGCACGCAUCGGCACUGCCAUGUAUUGGGCGCCCGAGGUCUCAGAUCCCACCCGUGCGGCCCUGGGCUACGAUCAAUCCGCAGACCUUUGGAGCUUGGGCGUUGUGCUGUAUGUGAUGUUGAUUGGUUUCUUCCCCUUCGAGAAUGGGGAUCACCUGGGAGAUCGGCUACAGGAGGAUGUGAACAACCUCACUUUCAAACCCCGCUCCUCGGGGCCAGAAUUGAGUCCAGAUGUGCAGGAUUUGCUCCGAUCAUUGCUGGUCAUUGAUCCGCAGAAGCGGUUGCCCUUGACGCAAUGCCUUGGUCAUCGUUGGACCUCGGGACAGCUCGACAGCAGGCUGGAAUACAUGAAGCUGUCCACAGACCCGAACCCCAGCGCUGUAGAAGUUCGAGUUCCGCUGAUUGUGAAGCCUGAGGCUGAGGCAUUGCAGUUGCUGCGGGUGGAUCUUCAGAAGUGGAUGUACAAAUUUCGUCGCUUCGCGGCCAUGCGGCACGGGGAGGUCAUCGCCAAUCUGGGCGAAUCCUCGCAGGCGGACUUGCCCGAGAGUAAGGCGGCGCGGCGCGAGCUGCAAGCCAUCGUGGAACGCCACUGCGGGCGAGGGAUGAUCGUGGUGAACGACCAGAAGAUGUGGACCGCCAUCGCUGAGUCGAAGAACGAGACCUUGCAGUGCCCAGUGACAGUGUCAGCCCCGGCCAGAGCAGAGCUGCCUGUUGCAGCACCAAAGCGAGCCAUGGUGCUGCUGACCCGGCCACGGGCGAAUCCAACGAUGGAAAGUGAAGGUGAUUCUGGCAACACUGGCAAUAUUGGCAACACUGGCAACACUGCUGCGCCGGAGACCGUGGUUUCAGGUGAGCCUGGUGAGACCGACAUGAACGGCGCCCGUUUCGCUGUCGCAGCCCUGCAGGGCUUCUGGGAGAGUCAGCGCGACCCAUCAGAGACCUAUAGCGUGCAUGGUUUGGACGUCACACGUCACCAGUGGCAGAAUUCCUCCAUGCAAAAGCGACCCUUCAGCUUGCGCUGGAACCCUACUAAGAGGUGCUUGGAGUGGGGUAGCGGCAAAUAUUUCUUGCAAGCGCCCUCCGCACUGCCCAUGAUGGAAGCCGUUUGGCUAGCGCGCGACGGGGGGCGCGGCUUCGCGUGGCGGAGGUGCAGCGCAGGCAAAGGAAAGGGCAAAGGUGGAAAGGGAAAAUCUCGAGCUGGUCUGCUCCUGGUGGACUUCGCUACUGCACUCACGACCAAACUCACGGCAUGCACCUGCAGCUGCUGUGAAGCGGGUCAGCAAUCCUUCCUCCGUGGCAGUUCAGUGGUGUGCACGCCACUCUUCACCAUCGCCGCCUCCAGCUGCCCGGGGGAAUGCAACGACCUCCAAGCCGCCACGGCCAUGGCGCUGCACCAUGCGGAGCUCAGCGAUGUCUCGGAAAGUGCCACGGACUACGCGCGGUUCUGCCUGCAGAGUUGUAGCCCACCCACGGCCAAGCAGAGCUUGUGCACCCCCAGCAUGCCACUGCCUUUGGAGUCCUCGCUGCUGAUCGAAGGUGCGCUGCCCGCCGCCCCAGCGCCCGCGCCUGCCAUGGCACCGUUGGCCGCGGCGCCGGCGAGCGCGGAGACCGGGACGCAGGUGGCGCAGGCAGAGGGUCAGAAGGCCUUCGCCAUGACACUGGAGGCCAAGGUGGCUCAGGCGGAGGCCAUGGCGGCCGCGGCCGAGGCGAAGGCCACAGCGAACCUGGAGCUGGCGCAGUCCCGUGGCACCUUGGCUGAGGAAAUCACCACGGAGCUGAAGGAGUCCGCAGCCCGGACCGGCGUCUACGCGCAGAGCGCGGCGGAAGCGGUGAAGAAAGCCGAGCAGGAACUGAAAGAGAUCCAGGAGGCCCCGCGGAUGGCCGGUCAAGAGGCCACCAAGGUGGCGAUUCGACAGCUGCAACAGCAAGAGGAUAUGAACCAAAAAGUGCUCGAGAAUUUCCAGGCCCAUGCGACAGCAACUCAGCCACCCAGCGCAGCGGCCGCCAACCAAGCUGCUGAGCCCUACAACGCAGCGAUCCGAGAGGCACAAAGGAAGCAAACCCUCUACGAAUCCCAGGCAUCGCAGUUGAGGGACCAGGCUGAGCAGUUGCAGGCGGGGGCUCAAUCUAUGGAGCAUCAAGUCGACGUCUACGCCAGCAACCCGGACUUGGCCAAAGUCAUCAAGGCGCAGUCGCACGACUUGUUGGUGAAGUCCCUCGAGAAGGAGACCGCGGCUGAGGAAGCCAUGGACGAGGCACGGCGAGUAGGACAGGCGGUUCCCAAAUACACCACCCAGGCGAACGCGGCUGUGGCACGCGCCUCGAUCAUGGGUUCCACGAAAUGGAUGCCUCCCAGCUUAGCCGUGCCAGCCGGUUUGGCUCCCGCUCCGGCAAUGGCCCCCGCACCAGCAGCCUAA
Messenger RNA from Cladocopium goreaui, 3375 nucleotides. Lineage: Eukaryota; Dinophyceae; Suessiales; Symbiodiniaceae. The record is from the annotation of a GenBank genome assembly.